Molecule: messenger RNA, 1851 nt
Organism: Camellia sinensis
Lineage: Eukaryota; Viridiplantae; Streptophyta; Magnoliopsida; Ericales; Theaceae
Source: RefSeq, a predicted model, not a curated record
CUGCAAGGAGAGGAUCCUCACUCAUUUUUUACUAAUACUUGUUCUGUUUUUUUAGUAGUCAAAACUUUCACAAGUUCAACAAAUAGAACUAUUUCUCCGGAAAAAAAAUGAAGACAGAGACUCACGUCGUCCUUGUUCCGUUUGUUGCAUUUGGCCACAUGAUGCCAUUUUACGAGCUCUCGCUCGUCUUAGCCAAGGCCGGUAUUCGCGUCUCCUACGUUUCAACCCCAAGAAACAUCCAGAGACUCCCUCAACUCCCUCCUGAAUUAUCAUCACUCGUCACCUUUGUUCCUAUUCCUUUGCCUUCGCUGGGCUCCAACCUCUUGCCGGAAGGUGCAGAGGCCACUGUCGACAUUACGGCCGACAAAAUGGGGCACUUGAAGGCCGCAUUUGAUCUCCUCAAACAACCCUUCAAGCAAUUCGUCGCUGAAAAGUCUCCGGACUGGAUCGUGACCGACGCCAUCUGUUCCUGGACAGUUGAUGUCGCUGAGGAGUGUCAUGUCCCCGCCGUUAUCUUCUUCCCCUUCACUGCCGCCACCCGUGUGUUCGUCGGACCACCGGAAUAUUUAGUCGGUGAUGCUCAGAGAAGAGUGAGGUCGUCGCCGGAGGACCUGACGUCCCCGCCGUCAUGGGUAAGUUUCCGGUCAUCGGUAGCAUUUCGUCUUUACGAAGCAAUCGGCUUUUUUACUGGGUUAAACACAAGAAAUGCCUCCGGCAUUACAGAUGCUGAACGAGUCGUUAAAUCACUUGGAGGGUGUCGAGCUGUGGCGAUACGUAGUUGCAGAGAGUUCGAAGGAGAGUACUUAGAUUUGUUUGAGAAAAUUAUCGGUAAACCUGCGAUUCCAGUGGGGUUACUUCUCCCGGCAAAACCCGACAAAACACGAAUCGCCGCCGCUGACGACGGCGCGUGGAGUAAGAUCUUCGAAUGGCUCGAUGAACAGAAACCCAAAUCAGUGGUGUUCGUUGGGUUCGGAAGCGAGUGUAAACUCACGAGAGACCAGACUUACGAGAUAGCUUCCGGGCUAGAGUCAUCGGAAUUGCCAUUUUUGUGGGCUCUGAGAAAACCCAGUUGGGCUUCCGACGAUCUCGAUGCUCUCCCGCCGAAUUUCAAUUGCCGUAUCUCCGGCAGAGGUAAAGUCUGCAUCGGAUGGGCACCGCAAAUCGAGAUUCUGGCUCACCCAUCGAUAGGAGGCUCGUUGUUUCACGCCGGAUGGGGUUCGGUGAUCGAAACAUUGCAAUUCGGGCAUUGUAUGGUUGUUUUGCCACAGAUCUUCGAUCAGCCAUUGAAUGCGAGGUUGUUGGUGGAAAAAGGCUUGGCAAUUGAAGUGAAGAGAGGUGACGAUGGGUCGUUUAACGGGAACGACAUAGCUCGGUGUCUGAGAAAAGCUAUGAUUUCUGAGGAAGGAGACGAAAUGAGAGCUCAGGUGAAAAAAGCUGCUGAAAUUUUUGGAGAUCGAAAGCUUCAUGAGGAAUAUGUUGCUGGUUUUGUUGAGUAUCUUAAAACUGAGAAGUCAGGUUUGGGUGUCUAAAGGUUGAAAGUAAGGAGUGCAGAUCCUCAGUCGCACUUUUCUGUCGUCCUCCAAAACAAUGUCGUUUUGAAAGUUUUUUUUUUUUUUUUUUUUUUUUUUUUUCUUUUUUUUUCUUUUUCUUUCUUUCUUUUUUUCUUAUCAUCAACAUUGGGCACUAUGUUGCUGAUACAUCAACACUGGUACACUGGCAUGUUGCUGUCUCUCACCGAUGAUUAACUCUCUCUCUCUCUCUCUCUCUCCCUCUCUUCCUUGUAUGUCUUCCCCUUCUUUUCUCCGUAUUUUUCAAAUCAUCAUACCCACCGAAAGAAAACAAAAACAAAAA